UCAUUUACCUUGGACAAUCAAAUGAACAUUCUCUUUUCAAUCCUUAAAUCUGUGCCAACUCUAACGAAGGUUACAGUACUCUUAAGAAGCUUACCUGAGUCUUGGGAAGUUAAUGUGAUUUCUUUCUUCCUGACCCGUUCUACUGUACCAUUCUUUGAAUUGAGAAUGAACAAUCGAGAUGAAGCUCUGGGAAUGAUCAGAAGCCAGAGAUAUUCUGACAAAAAGUGGAAGCUGUGUUUUGGGUGCCGCCAUUUGAACAGGUUGAGACCAGAUGUACACACAGUGCUGCCCUGUAUCACCCUCACCAUGACAAAACACAGAGAUUUCAACAGAGAUAUUUGGGCGGAAUUUUUUCAUCAUUAUAACCAGCUUAAAGCAAUGACUGAACUUUGUCUGGAGCAUGAUGAGUGCUUGGUCAAAAUGUUAAAUAUCAUGAAAACUAUUCCUGAUCUGCAAGAGGUAAAGUUAGCAUUGAGAUUCCUGACAGUUCAUUGGGCCGUCAGCAUUCUUCACCCUUUUCAGACUUCUUUUAGUCUGUGGAAGAUUGAUUUGGAUACAAAAAAUUAUGAGCUGGAUCUUUGCUCAGAGUUAAGCCUAAGGAAAAGCACCCUCAACAAAUGCAGGUUGUCCUUGGGAUGUAAUAGCUCUAAUCCUGAUACAAAAGCAUUUUUUGGGUAUAUAUCACUUACUGUGUGUAAAAUAUCAAAGGAGACGGAAAGCUGGAGAAGCUUCUUUCAGUCUUACUACGAGACUAAAGGGUUAACUGAGAGAGACCCACUUUUUGCUGAAAAGACAAGUGCCUUGUUGUCCUCCCUGUAUGGUGUACCUGGACUGGAGGAGGUCGAAUUUAGCUUACACAGUCUAACUGACAGAUGGGUUUCGGGUCUGCUUUGGAGACAGUCUGAUGGAUCCUGUCCACCUUUAACUAUUAAAAGAAACGUCACAGACUCCACGGUUACUGUGAAAAUCCACAGGCAUAGCAACCCCCCUCAACGAGCUCUUAUUCACCUCAAGUUACCAUGUUCUGAAAUAAGCAACAUUGAUGUAGCUGAUCUUCUUUGCAGACUGGAACGCCUUAAACAUUUGAAUGACACACCCCAAGAGUAUGAUGUCCAAAUAAAUGAGCUGAUCUCCUUCCUCCACUCUGUUCCUCAUCUUCAAAAGCUAAAACUAGAGAUUGAGAAACUAACUUCCACCUGGGUUACAAGGGUCCUUUCCUUUAAAACCUGCCACAGUCUUCAAAAGAUCUUUGUGGAUACCAAAGUAGGUGGCAUGUUAUCGGAGGAGAUAAUCUCAGAAUUUGAAAAAAAUUGGACAUGUCAGGACUGUGUUUUGGUUCUUAUAGGAGGGAGAUGCAGCAACCCCACGAAAAAAAUAAAGCUCUCAUUCCAUGGAGGUCAUUAUUCAGAAGAGCUCUUUUUGCAGUCUGAGAAAGACAAUGAGUGGGAAGAGAAUAUAAAUAACAGGUUUGCAUGCUAUUCUGAUUAAAGUGAAGAGGCAGCUGAAGAAGAGGAUUGAGAUAAAUAGGAUAAUGAAUAUGAAAAGGAUGAUAAAAAGGGGGAUGAAUAUGAAGAGGAUUAAAUAAGAAAAAUAUGGAUCAAUAAUGUCUGCAAUAAUUGUAAUUGUAGAGAUGAUCUUAUGAACAUACUAGUAAAAUAUCAUGCCUAUUAAGUACAGACUUUUAUUUUAAAAAGUUAUUCUUUAUAAUAUGUUGGUUUUUUUUUGUUUGUUUUUUACUAAGCAUAAUUAAGCUGUUGGGAAAAUAUUUACAUUUGGUAAAGUUGCAUGUAUCACUUGAUGACUUUUCUAUAAGGGAAAUUUUGUAAUAACAGAAAGUAAAUAAACGACUUUUAUCUUGCACUCCAACUCCAAACUUCCUUGGUGCUUUCUUGC
This is a messenger RNA of Clarias gariepinus (North African catfish), 1893 nucleotides long. RefSeq lists its product as uncharacterized. The record is from RefSeq and is a predicted model, not a curated record. NCBI's taxonomy places the organism in Eukaryota, Metazoa, Chordata, Actinopteri, Siluriformes, Clariidae. Bases 22 to 1488 code for a protein of 488 amino acids. The transcript has 13 exons.